Molecule: messenger RNA, 2330 nt
Organism: Acomys russatus (golden spiny mouse)
Lineage: Eukaryota; Metazoa; Chordata; Mammalia; Rodentia; Muridae
Gene: Miga1
Product: mitoguardin 1
Exons: 15
Coding region: 67-1869 (600 amino acids)
Biological process (GO): mitochondrial fusion
Source: RefSeq, a predicted model, not a curated record
AGCAACCAGAAAUCCCCGUGGCUCAUUAAUCUCUGUCUCACUGGAUUAAGAUCGAACAGAGGCGUCAUGUCAGAAGAGACAGUGGGGGAAUCGCAGCUCUCCUUGAAGACAUCCGCAGUAAGAGUGUUCGGUCUCCCUGUGUCAUGGUACUUCUCCCUCGCCCAGAUCAAGUUCUCACCAGUAGCCAAAAAGUUGUUCGUGGUAACUGCUGUGGGUGCUGUAUCUGUAAUUUUUCUGGCUCGUCACUUUAAAAGAAGACGAGGGAAAAAGAAAGGAAAACUACCGCCAUGGGAACCAGAGCGCCUCAUACUUGAACAGACUAAAAGAGCAGCAUCAGACAGAGGUUCCAGUUGUUCCAGUAGUCGGCAGAACUUGACCUUGUCAUUAAGUUCCACCAAAGACAAAGGGUCUCAGUGUUGUAACUACGUCAAUGGAGGACUUUUCAGCAAAUACUCGGGGUCUGCCCAGAGCCUAGCCUCUGUCCAGAGUGUCAACUCCUGUCAUAGCUGUGCUUGUGGAAAUUCUAAUUCCUGGGACAAAGCAGAUGAGGAUGACAUCAAACUUGCUACCAUUCCUGUGACCACUCCCGAGAACUUGUACCUGAUGGGUAUGGAGUUAUUUGAAGAAGCGCUGCGUCGGUGGGAACAAGCCCUGACCUUUCGCAGUAGACAGGCUGAGGAUGAAGCCUGCAGCUCUGUUAAGCUGGGAGCCGGAGAUGCCAUUGCAGAAGAGAGUGUGGAUGAUAUUAUUAGUUCGGAAUUCAUCCAUAAACUUGAAGGUCUGCUGCAAAGAGCAUAUCGUCUCCAAGAGGAGUUUGAAGCAACCCUUGGGGGAUCUGACCCUAACUCCCUGGCAAAUGACACUGAUAAAGACACAGAUGUGGGCAUGAAGGAGAAUAUGGAUGACUUUGGCCUGCAAGACACCUUGAACAUUGAGUCAGCAGAUCUCUUUGCUUCAGCAACAGAGCUUUCAGAACGCAGAGAAGUGCGCCAUGCCUACAGCCUGGAGUCUUUCUGUCACUGCCCAUGUUACGAAGAAGCCAUGCAUUUAGUUGAAGAAGGAAAAAUUUACUCCAGAGUACUGAGGACUGAAACGCUGGAGUGCCUGGGAGACAGUGACUUCCUCGCCAAACUUCACUGCAUUCGGCAGGCUUUCCAGCUAAUCCUUUCAGAAGCAGACAACAGGACAUUCCUUGCAGAAAGCGGAAGGAAGAUUUUGUCAGCUUUAAUUGUGAAAGCGCGGAAGAACCCAAAGAAAUUUGAAGAUGUUUUUGAUGAAAUGAUCUAUUUUUUAGAACAGACUGAUCACUGGGAUAGUACUGAGAUGGAACUUGCUGCCAGAGGGGUAAAAAAUUUAAACUUCUAUGAUGUAGUUUUGGAUUUCAUAUUAAUGGAUUCCUUUGAAGAUUUGGAAAACCCACCCGCGUCCAUACAGAACGCAGUGAACAAUCGCUGGCUCAGCUCCUCCUUCAAAGAGACUGCUGUGGCUUCAAGUUGUUGGUCAGUGCUGAAACAGAAAAGGCAACAGAUGAAGAUCUCAGAUGGAUUUUUUGCCCACUUUUAUGCCAUUUGUGAGCAUAUAAGCCCUGUCUUAGCCUGGGGCUUUCUGGGUCCCAGGAAUUCUCUCUAUGACUUAUGCUGCUUCUUUAAGAGUCAAGUUCUGUUUUUUCUUAAGGACAUCUUUGACUUUGAGAAGGUGCGCUAUUCAAGCAUAGACGCGCUGGCCGAGGACCUCAUGCACUUGCUCAUCCGCCGCACAGAGCUGCUGGUCACCUGUCUUGGCGCAGAUGCCCUGAGGCACGCCACUACUUGCACGAGUGCACACUGCCACGCCAUGCCCACUGCACUGUUAGAAGCCAAAGUACAGUAGGUACCAGAAGAGCUUUGAGAAUGCUGUCCAGGACUUUGUGAGGUGUGCCUCAGAACCCACAGAACUGAUGGUGUGGACUCAGGGAGGAAGGAAGAGUGAGUUGACUGUGCUGUGUUUAUCAGCAAUUCUGUCAUGGGAUCCACGUGACGUAUACAGAGCAACUGCUUAAUAAUCUUUAGGUAAUCAUUUAAGUUGUGGAGUGUUACAUGUGCUGUGCUGUUGCUCAAAUAGAAGCCAGUGUCACAGGAGUUUAUUAAUUGUCUUCGCGCUAUCCAGAAUGUCCAGUGUCAUCCUCAGAAUGUGUCUUGAUGCUUUGCCCCUUGAAAAUACACUAGCCCAAGAUGAUUGUGGGUCACAUGUGUAAGAUUUAUGACUUCUAGUGUCAAUAUACUUAGCCUUGCCUGAAAUGUAUUCUUAGCCAUAGCUACUUCUUUGUUUAAUCGCGUGUAGGCAAGAGCACU